CGGGGGCGUCACGUGGGCUAGCCCGUGCGGAAGAGCCGGGAGGCCGUGUCACGUGAUGCGCGUCCCCGGAAUGGAGCUGCAAGAAGGAACACCCUUGUGGCGGCUGCAGAAACUCCCCGGGGAGCUGGGUCCGCAGUUACUCCACAAAGUAAUUGAUGGCAUUUGUGGCCAAGCUUUUCCUCUCUAUCAAGAUUACCAGAAUGUCUGGGAUUCAGCAGAAUGGACAUAUGUUCUAGAAGAUAUCACCAAAUUUUUCAAAGUUGCAGUUGGUAAAAAUUUAUCUGAUGAAGAGAUAUUUCAGCAAUUGAAUCAAUUGAAUUCAUCUCAUCAGGAAACUGUCAUGAAAUGCUUGAAAAGUAGAAAAGAUGACAUCAAGCAGACUUUAUUAGAAGAAAUAGUUAAUAUUUCUUCUGCACAGCUAAAGGAUUUUGAUUGGCAGUUGAAGCUAGCUCUUUCUAGUGACAAGAUUGCGACACUACAAAUGCCACUUUUAAACCUUCAUCUCGAUGUUAGAGAAAAUGGCGAAGUUAAACCGUAUUCUGUUGAAAUGAGUAAAGAAGAGUUGCAGAAUCUAAUUGAUUCCUUGGAAGCUGCCAACAAGGUUCUCCAGCCUUUGAAAUAGCUGGAAAUGAGAACCAGCACCAGCAAAUUCCACUGGCUACAACUGUUAUGCAGAGUGGUACUCAAAAAACCUGCGGAUUUUGUCUUUUAUAUCAAGCUGGGGAAAGCAGUGUUGAGAUUACAAAGAUCAAAGAUAAAAAAAAAUCAUCUUUUCUGAAGAACAGGAAAUUACACAGGAAAUGCAUUAAAAAAUGAAAGAAGAAAAAGCUAUAAUAGCAAUUUAUAUUUUCAGGGUGAUCGUUGUCUCAUUAAAUAUUUCAAAAAUCCUUAUAGAUAGAUCAUGCUGGUUUAUUGAAAGCUAAAAGUAGACUUUAAAGUAAUAAGCAUAUAAAGCACAAAUGUACUUAAGUAUUGCUUUGAAAAGUUAUGUGAUUGGCAAGGAAAUAUACAUACUCUGGGGUCAGUAGUUUGUGGUUUUUUUGAAAGAUUACUUUUAAAGAAUGUGUAAGCUGCAUAUGUUAACUGAGGAGAUUUCCUAACUUUCAUAUGUCAAAGGAAAGGUUGUAAAUAAAAAAUUUCUUCAAAAAAGAAGCUCUGUAGGCUUCAGCAAGAAAAAUAUCCUACAUUUAUGAACAAUUUAAAUUACAGAAACUAAAAUUUUAUACCAGAAGCAGGAAAAAGUGAAAACAUAUCUGCAUUUCUGUCUAAUCUAGAAAAUGAGCUUUAAUAAUAUUUUGUAGUGUAAAUAUUGCUGUGUAAAUAUCAGCCAAGACUGUAGAGGUUUACUUCUGUUAUAAAUAAUAGUGGAUUUAAUAGUUUUAGAUGUUAACUUCAUUGGGAAAAAAUACAUUCUUGAUAUCAUUUAACUAAUAGUGAACAUUUUGAACAAAUAAAAAGUUUGUA
Messenger RNA from Sorex fumeus (smoky shrew), 1464 nucleotides. RefSeq names its product COMM domain containing 8 (gene COMMD8). Lineage: Eukaryota; Metazoa; Chordata; Mammalia; Eulipotyphla; Soricidae. The record is from RefSeq and is a predicted model, not a curated record. The coding region runs from base 56 to 622 and encodes 188 amino acids. The transcript is spliced from 5 exons.